UUGUGGGUGCCGCGUGGCGCGCGUGGCGGACUCGGGACGACCAGCGCGGGGUAGCUGGGCUGGGAUCGGCGCUGGGGACGGUGGGCGGCGGCCACCGGGUGGGGCGCGGCGGUCCCCCAGUCCGCGCGGGGUGGGAGCCAAGACGGGAGACCCCCGGGCGCCGGGCCCGCCCCGGGCUUACCCCGCUCCGGUCGCUUCUGCGGGGCCGCGACCCCUCCAGUGGCUGCAGGACCCUCGGCAGCAGCCCGGGGAUCGCCGCGCUGCCCAGGGGCCCCGGAGCCGUUAACGGGUCGGGGCUACGGGCAGCGAAGUGGAAAGUUAGACCAGCUGGGACCAAAGGAGCUUGCUCUUGAUCCUGCCGGUCUCGUCCGGCAGCUGCCUCUGCAGAGCUGGUGCCAACUGUGGGGCUUUCGGCCAGGGGUCUCCGGACAGCAUGAGCGUGGGCUUCAUCGGUGCUGGCCAGCUGGCUUUUGCCCUGGCCAAGGGCUUCACAGCAGCAGGCGUCCUGGCUGCCCAUAAGAUAAUGGCCAGCUCCCCAGACAUGGACCUGGACACAGUUUCUGCCCUCAGGAAGAUAGGGGUGAAGCUGACACCCCACAACAAGGAGACGGUGCGGCACAGUGAUGUGCUCUUCCUGGCCGUGAAGCCACACAUCAUCCCCUUCAUCCUGGAUGAGAUAGGCGCUGACAUCGAGGAUAGGCACAUCGUGGUGUCCUGUGCAGCCGGUGUCACCAUCAGCUCCAUCGAGAAGAAGCUGUCAGCAUUUCGGCCAGGUCCCAGGGUCAUCCGAUGCAUGACCAAUACUCCAGUCGUGGUGCGAGAGGGGGCCACUGUGUACGCCACAGGCACACACGCCCAGGUGGAAGAUGGGAGGCUCCUGGAGCAGCUGCUGAGCAGCGUGGGCUUCUGCACAGAGGUGGAGGAAGACCUGAUCAACACCGUCACGGGGCUCAGUGGCAGUGGCCCUGCCUACGCGUUCACAGCCCUGGACGCCCUGGCUGAUGGGGGCGUGAAGAUGGGGCUUCCAAGGCGCCUGGCCGUCCGCCUCGGGGCCCAGGCCCUCCUGGGGGCUGCCAAGAUGCUGCUGCACUCUGAACAGCACCCAGGCCAGCUCAAGGACCACGUCUGCUCUCCUGGUGGGGCCACCAUCCAUGCCUUGCACGUGCUGGAAAGUGGGGGCUUCCGCUCCCUGCUUAUCAACGCCGUGGAAGCCUCCUGCAUCCGCACACGGGAGCUGCAGGCCAUGGCUGAGCAGGAGCAGGUGUCCCCAGCCGCCAUCAAGAAGACCAUCCUGGACAAGGUGAAGCUGGACUCCCCUGCAGGGGCUUCUCUGUCGCCUUCUGGCCACACCAAGCUGCUCCCCCACAGCCUGGCCCCAGCAGGCAAGAAGGAUUGAUGCGUCCUGCCUGCCCACCAUCCUGCCUCCACUUUCUCUUCUCUCCUCACUAGAGAGGAUACGGGAUCUCCGAAGUGGCCCACUGCCUGUGGCCCGGAUCAGUGCUGGGGACAUAGCUAGGGAGGAGCCUCAUCAAUUCUCACUGGAAAUUUCUGUGAUCUCUAAGUGCUUCCCAGCCCAGAACAGGGAUGGAUUGCCCAACCUUAACCUCCUUUCUCCUCUGCUUCCAAACCAUGUCAGGACUACCUUCCUCUAGAGCUCAGGAGCCCGGAGGGUCUUCACCCACUCCUACCCCAGUGUCAGCUGGUAUGGGCUCCUUCCUGAGGGCAAAGGUCAAGGACCCCCUCUGUGAAGGCUUAGCGGAGGUGGGAUCCCACCCUGCCUCCUACCCACUCCCUGCUCUCCACUCAGGUAGAAACCUCUCCUUCCCAUGUAAGAAGGACCAGAGGGUCCCCAGCAUUCCACACCCAGUGUGGCUCCUCUUGGCUGCCAUGCACCCAGAUGCCAUGGACAUUUGGGGAAAGGGGUCCUUGGGGUGCUGGUGAACUUCCUGUGGUCAUCGCCUUCAGCUCCUGACCUGCCUGCCUGCCUGGUAGGGUGCUAUCACUUCUGUUCUGGCCCUUUUAAGUUUUUUGUUUUUUUUGUUUUUUUUUUUUUGAGACGG
Molecule: messenger RNA, 2060 nt
Organism: Saimiri boliviensis boliviensis (Bolivian squirrel monkey)
Lineage: Eukaryota; Metazoa; Chordata; Mammalia; Primates; Cebidae
Gene: PYCR1
Product: pyrroline-5-carboxylate reductase 1
Biological process (GO): L-proline biosynthetic process
Molecular function (GO): pyrroline-5-carboxylate reductase activity
Source: RefSeq, a predicted model, not a curated record